This is a messenger RNA of Drosophila eugracilis, 3634 nucleotides long. RefSeq names its product glutathione S-transferase 1-1 (gene gfzf). The record is from RefSeq and is a predicted model, not a curated record. The coding region runs from base 360 to 3485 and encodes 1041 amino acids. Gene Ontology annotation, biological process: glutathione metabolic process. Gene Ontology annotation, molecular function: glutathione transferase activity. NCBI's taxonomy places the organism in Eukaryota, Metazoa, Arthropoda, Insecta, Diptera, Drosophilidae. The transcript has 4 exons.
AGUGGCAACCCUAACGCCACCGCAUCGCUCGCAGCCCUCGUAUCUCACACAAAAGCAUUUUUCGACGCGUCGCAAAAGAAAAUGUGCCUGUGCAAUUAAAAUCAGACCGAAAACUAAAAAUAAACUAUAUUUAGUGCAUACAAUUGCAAAAAAUUAGUUCAUAUGCGGUAAUAGUGCGGUAUUCGCAAUAACGCGCGCCAAUAGUGAGCUGACGAAAUACCACCAAAAAUCCCAACCAACAAAUCCCAGGCAGCCAUCAUCUACAAAAAUCGCCUAAUUUACGAUACAAAACACUUUUCGGGGGCAAAACGAAAAACGCUGAAUUCCGGGCACUGCCAAAACACCACAGGAAUUCAAAAAUGGAGACACCUGUCGAGGAGCACGGCAUGGACCUGUCCAAGGUGUCCGUCGUGCGAUCCGCUAAGGGCGUGGAUAUGCUUUGUGUUGACGACUAUCUGUACCACUUCGAUCGCAUCGGCCGGAACAACACCUAUAGGUGGCUGUGCAAUAGGCGCAAGGACAAGUCCACCCCCUGCAAGUCCCGCAUCUGUACUUUGCUGCCCGAUCCGACGGACAAGACCCGCCACGUCGUUGUAGACGUAGUUCUGGCCCAUAUCCAUCCGCGCUGCAGCGAUCACGAGGUUAACAAGGUUGCCCAACGAAAACGGUUGUCUGUAAUGAUGAUGAACGACGCCUAUAGUACAACGCAACCGAAGAGAGCCCGCCAGUACGAGCGCGCCAAUGCCGGCAUGAACCCUCCAGAGUUUAUAUACGGUGGCAUCGACACCUCCAACCUGGAGGCCUCCUUCCAGUUGGACUUUGAGGACAAGGACCGAGUGUAUAUGCUGCGACGCCGCGAUGGACGUGUUAUGGUCUGCAUCGACGGGCACCUAUACUACUUGGCCGGAAAAUCGUACAAGGGAGACAUCUUUAGAUGGACCUGUGUCCGCAAACGUGACAUCGACUGCACGGCUAGGAUCUGCACGGAGGCGACUUUGGCAGGAGCUCAUCGAUUGCAUGCCAUCGACUCCGAUGCACAUAUUCAUCCCCAUUACUCGGCUGCCAAGUUGAUGCAUAUGUUUUCCAAGCAUCAGAUCGUUCUGGUCGAGGAUGAGCAAACCUCGGACGUGCUUGCAGAAUGCCCCAAUCUUGAAUAUUUUGAUCCAGAAAAUACUAUUGAUACAACUCAGCGAUGCGAUGACUUGGAAUCUAUAAUAAUUGAAGAGUGCGAGGAUAACUACGAUGUGUACGUAAAAACAAAUGAAGACCAAGGUGGAGAGAUUCAAGGCGAUGACGAAUUCGUUCCCACCGAAGGGGACGAGGAGAGCUCUUUGGUGGAUUUAAAAGAAGGGCAGAACUCCAAGUGGCCAGCAGCGUUUGAUGUAAUUGCUAACUAUCUGCCUCCGCCUGGUUAUAAUCCUCUCACUGAAACGGACUUAACCAAGUUUACAUUUCUUCCCUCAGCAAAAGGCCGAAAGGUGCUGUGCUUGAGUCAGCAUCUAUAUCACUUUGACUCCCAAAGCAGGUGCAAUGGCCAUAUGUUUUUCACUUGUAUAAACCGUCGUGACAAGGUCAACACUUGUCACGUCCGCAUUACCCUGGAUCCAGUUGAAAACGGACCAGUAGUACUACGGAUUAAUGGAGAACACACACACACACCGGAUCUAAAAGAAAUAGCUCGGCGACUUAAGCAGCAGGCGAAAGCGAGCCAAGAGAAUUCGCACAAGCACCUCAAGAGCGAGCCUGGCGAAGAUGUUAGUUUCGAGAGCGACGAGGGAUCAGCCAGUCAGGGAGGAGAUACUUUCGAACCGGAGCAGAGCGUUGACAGCUACGAACACAUUGAUACAAGCAAUGUGGUGAUGAAGAAAGUGAUUAGCAUCGAUGGUGCUAUCAAAAUGGAACCAGAAUCCAAGGCAAAUAUGAUAGUGCAGUAUCUAAAGGACGGUGCUGACAACAUAAGCGCUAAGAUCGAGAUACUGCCUGAUGCUCUGGAGGAGCUUGACCCGCAGUCCCAUGCUGUUUACGCAUCCACACCUUUGCCGAAAGUUCGUCAGCCCGAGAUUACUAACAUUCGCCGCCGACGUGAGGUUGUGGAGCCUACAAAAGGUGCGCAACCGGAUAUGGAUCUAACAAAGAUUUGUACUCUAAGAUCUGCCAAGGGUCACGAACUCCUGUGUGUCGAUGGUUAUAUUUACCAUGCCAAGAACCGAGGCGUAAUCUCACGCAACUACUGGGUGUGCAUUAAGAGCCGCGAUCCGGAAAUCAACUGCAAAAGCCGCAUCUCGACGGCCACCCAAAAAGAUGGCUCCAUUCGAGUCCUUCGAGUAUACAACAGUCACAGCCAUCCAUUCAGCGAGGAUGACAUCAAGCGAAGAUUGUUCAACGAGAUCAACAAGAAGAAUAACAAGAAGCUUAAGUUCCGACCUCUCCACUUUAUCGGCAAAUCGCUGGAUCAGAUUCAGCAGGAGUAUGGCGAUUUGGCCAUCGAACGCCUCAAUGUAUCUAACAUCAGCAGCGACAUUGUCGUUCACAAGAAGCCACGGGUACCGGGCAGUCAUAAUAGCGGUUCAGUAUCAUUAUCCAACUCUCAGAAGGUUGAUCAUCACGAUGAGGAAGAAGAUGUGGUCAUCGAGGAGGAAGAAUAUCAAGAGCAAGAGGAGGGCAUUGAAAUGACCAUGGAAGGCGAACAUCAGUACGUGGAGGUGGACAACACUGAUAGCAUCAUCGAAGUCGUGGAGGAAGUGGCUGAUGACAUGGACAGCUACGGCGCUAUUGUGCCAAUAUACACCAUGAAACUGUACGCCGUAUCCGACGGACCGCCAUCCUUGGCCGUUCGUAUGACCCUGAAGGCUUUGGAUAUACAAUAUCAACUAAUUAAUGUGGACUUUUGCGCACUACAACAUCGCACUGAGGAUUAUUCGAGGAUGAAUCCACAGAAGGAGAUCCCUGUGCUGGAUGACGAUGGAUUCUAUCUAUCAGAGAGUAUUGCCAUUAUGCAAUAUCUGUGUGACAAAUACGCACCGGAUUCAACGUUGUAUCCGCAGGAGGUCAACGCUAGAGCGAUAAUCAAUCAGCGACUGUGCUUCAACAUGGGAUUCUACUACGCGCCCAUCUCUGCCCAUAGCAUGGCACCAAUUUUCUUCGACUACGAACGUACACCUAUGUCUCUCAAGAAGGUACAGAAUGCACUUGAGGUAUUCGAAACCUAUUUGGAGCGACUAGGCACCAAGUACGCGGCCGGCGAAAACAUAACCAUUGCCGAUUUCGGUCUCAUUUCCGCGACUCUUUGUUUGGAAGCCAUUAACUUUGAUUUGAUACAGUACCCGUUGGUACACAAGUGGUAUGAAACCUUCAAGGCGGAAUACCCGCAGCUGUGGGAAAUCGCUAACAGCGGCAUGCAAGAGAUCGCUGCAUUUGAGCAGAAUCCUCCAGAUUUGUCACAAAUGGAACACCCAUUCCAUCCGACGCGCAAGGCUAAAGCCUAAACCAGUAGGUUUAAAGCUCUUUUAACUAGGAAUUUGAAAAACGUUCUAUCUUUCUUAAUAUUGUAAAAUAUUCAAUAUAUAUAAAUAGGCAUGAAUAUAUAUAACAUACAGAAUAAAUAUUAAUAAUAUUAAUAUGUUCCACUAUUAAA